AUGUCUAUUGCGCGCAUGCGGUUGACUAAGGAAAGGGCGGAUUGGAGAAGAGAUCACCCUCUGGGCUUCUCCGCUCGGUACAUGCAAAACGCUGACGGACCUGGGCAAGAUAUUAUGAAAUGGAUAUGCAAAAUUCCUGGAAAGAAGGGUUCAAUUUGGGAGGGUGGUGAGUACACCCUUACCAUGGAGUUCACUGAGGAUUACCCGAGCAAACCGCCCAGAUGUAAAUUCACCACCGUUCUAUUUCACCCUAACGUAUACCCUUCUGGUACGGUUUGCCUGUCCAUCUUGAAUGAGGACGAGGAUUGGAAGCCUUCCAUCACCAUUAAACAGAUUUUACUGGGUAUACAGGACCUGCUAGACAACCCUAAUCCCUUGAGCCCCGCACAAGGGGAACCUUACAUUCUGUUCGUUAACAACCGUGAAGAAUAUAUCAAGAAAGUUAGGCAACAGGCACUGGAAUUGAGACCUAAGGACUGA
Molecule: messenger RNA, 480 nt
Organism: Babesia microti strain RI
Lineage: Eukaryota; Apicomplexa; Aconoidasida; Piroplasmida; Babesiidae
Product: ubiquitin-conjugating enzyme E2 I
Exons: 3
Coding region: 1-480 (159 amino acids)
Biological process (GO): protein sumoylation
Cellular component (GO): nucleus
Molecular function (GO): SUMO conjugating enzyme activity
Source: RefSeq, a predicted model, not a curated record